Cooperia oncophora is the source of this 1098-nucleotide messenger RNA. The record is from the annotation of a GenBank genome assembly. NCBI's taxonomy places the organism in Eukaryota, Metazoa, Nematoda, Chromadorea, Rhabditida, Trichostrongylidae.
AUGAAGACGGUCCUGGGCGAUCUGCAGAUUGUUGUGGAUCGGCACUCAGACGUUCUACGUAAUAAUGCGUUGCCGUUUCGAGUCCUCCUCGCUCUCAGGAUACUAGGCUUCGUCAUCUCUCCCAUAGCGGUUGCAUAUAAUUCCUUGGCGUUAUUACCGUUUCAAUUGUUUUCGAUUGAAAUUUGGCGUUUAAUCACGUGUCAUUUCGUUGGUCAUAAUGUUCUUUUAUUUGCUUGGACGGUCUGGAGUUUGCAUUUUGGGACAAAUCUUAUAAGGCAGAAUAAUAGUAACGAAAGCUUGUUGAAAAUCUAUGCAAUCACGCAGGUUUCAACCGUCCUCCUAGUUUGUGGAGCCGCUUACGGUCUCUAUGCAUUCGCUGCGAAAACUACACUUCUCUACGAGUCCCACAUUGUUGAUAUGGUACCGCUUAAUUGCGCUGUGCUCGUCCUAAUUAAACAGUUUCUACCGGAUACAAUCCUUCUCGACACCCCCGUAGGAAGAAUCAAAUACACUCAUAUGCCUAUUUUGGCUAUUUUAUUCGUGUCCAUAUUUUCCGUAGUGGGAGUGGUUAAGCCAGUGAUUGUGUUGCAAAGUGUGCUUGCCAUUCAAAUUUCAUGGACCUAUCUUCGUUUCUUCAAUCCACAGGAUGCUGACGGGACUUACGGUGACGGUAGUGAGCACUUCGUCUGGGCAAGCUUUUUCCCUCGUAUUGUUCAACCGUUUUGCACAGUUUUCGGUCGCAUUUGCUUCAGAAGCCUUGUUAAGCUUGGAGGUUGCAAGAGAACGGUUCGACAUGUCGACCUCAACUCGCUACAAAGUGUGGGAAUUAGUUUACGCGGACUCGAUAGCACGGCACGUGACGCCGAGAGAAGAAGGCAAAAAGCACUCCGCGACCUCAAUGAGCGUCUGAGCAAAACAAAGAAGAUGGAGACAAUUGCUUGGGAAGAGGACGCUGAAGAUGAAAAAGUUGCGCCCGGAGCUGCUGAGCAGGACGCAGUUCACAAGAGUGGAAAUCAGGUCAAGGAGGAGGCGGAGGAGGUUGUGGUGGAGCCAAGCACGACCGCGCAGCCAUCGGAGAGUGCCGAGUCGCGCGCAUAG